Molecule: messenger RNA, 507 nt
Organism: Eimeria mitis
Lineage: Eukaryota; Apicomplexa; Conoidasida; Eucoccidiorida; Eimeriidae
Product: Dual specificity tyrosine-phosphorylation-regulated kinase 3, related
Exons: 2
Coding region: 1-507 (168 amino acids)
Biological process (GO): peptidyl-threonine phosphorylation; peptidyl-serine phosphorylation
Molecular function (GO): ATP binding; protein serine/threonine kinase activity
Source: RefSeq, a predicted model, not a curated record
AUGGAAGGCCGCCAGCAACACAACGCCUACAUACAGUCGAGAUAUUACAGGGCCCCUGAGAUAUUGCUGGGUCUACCAUAUGGGCCCCCCAUUGAUAUGUGGUCGUUGGGCUGUGUUCUGGCGGAGCUGCAUAAAGGCACGCCGCUGUUUCCAGGGGUUGAUGAGGAUGACCAGUUGCAGACAAUUGCUUCGUUGCUGGGCUUUCCCCCUACAGACUUGAUCCUACGAUCCCCACGAUCCGCGGUAUUCUUUGAAAAGAAUGCAGAAGGGGGAUUCUCCUUUCUCAAAGCCCGCUCAAGCAGACAGAACAGGGAAACACCAAACUCCUGUGGAUCGCACUGCCGCACACGCCUUGAAUGUGCACUCAGCCCCGCAGAAAGUUCCUUUGUAGAUUUCCUUAAAGGGUGUCUCCGGUGGGACGCGGACGACCGCUUGACGCCACGGGAGGCGCUUCAACACCCGUGGCUUAAAGAACUCCGCGCGCCGCGAGAGCGCCAGGAAAAGUAG